AUGGCCACCCGAGAACAGAUCAACACCCAAGAGCGAAAGCCAAGUGUAUCCGAGAAAGAAGCCAACGAUAGCAGUAGCUCCGUCUCCUAUCUUCCCACAGCCUAUUCUUUCUCGCCGCUGAGUGACAGAGGUUCGGCGGCAAGAGCCCAGGAACCAGCUAGCAAUUCACGACUUGAUCUCCACCAAACAGUGUCAAAUAACGAAAGCCCGUUUCGGCAGAGCCGGCUGCAGUCUAUUUUAUCAAUUGAUUCCUUCUCCGCCGAAGACUCUUUCGUGAUCGGCGACCGAGAUUCCCAGCCGCGUUCCGGUUCUGCAGCAUCCGUGUACAGAGAAUCCGAGAAAGGGGAGGAAGGAUGGGACGCAAUAAAGUCCGAUAUUGGAGGGUUCAUCAGGCGAAGAGAAGAAGAAAGUAACGGACAAGGAGCUUUCAGGCGGGACACGGAAUUGCUACUGGCGUCACGAUGUCUCCGUGCAGAGGGCAUCGCCAGCGACGAAUGGGAUAUAUCCACAGAUGAUUGGCACGAUAGCUUUCGGGCAGCAGAUAAUGAUGCAAUGGACGAUGCUUGUGACGAAUGGGACAAAUCUACCGAUGAGUCGGAAGACGUCGUUCUCGCCGGUCCCACGCAGGAGUCAGAACAAAGACGUGUGAUUGCAUAUACAAAGGCCUUCAAGCGGCAGAACAGCAGGGAUCGGAAGCUCAUGAAAGAUCUAGCCGUCGUCAGACACAUACCCUUUGAUGGUAGAAUUCAGUUUGCAUUCGACCUUCCCUGGUUACGUUUGUACGAACGAUAUAGGCUGUAUGCUUCGGCGGAAACCGAGCCCAGCGGUGAUCAGGUUGAAGGCUCUGUCUGCUCGAGGAUCCGGUCACUUCGCGAGUUUGACUCGCAGUUGCGGAAGCACGGUGGAUUUUACAUUGUGGACGACCUUCCAAGAGAGACAAUCACGUACGAAUUGCCUCGGAAGAUAUACUCCUACAACAAAAAGAGCUCGGAAGAAGCAAAUUCCCAGCGUCGGAGUCUGGAAUCCUCCACUUGGGAUGGGCCCGUGGCACCCUGGAGGAGGGCAAUCGUAUGCCAGGGACUCUCUACGGUGUCGUUGGUGAAGAACGCCUUUCGCGAUGGUCAUCUUGCCGCUUUGCCUUAUCUUGCGACUAUGAACAGAGACCACUAUAUUCUGCAGGGAGACAAGGAGGGUGAUAGUGAUGAUCUUAUAAAGACCGUCAAGCUUCAUCUGUCCUGCGAACGAAGAGUCGGGGGAGACUGGAAAAAUCCCUACAGAGAUGGUGCUAACGGGUUCCACGUCACGUUCUACGAAAAGGUUGCGAAUGACUUGUUUGGCCAGGACAAUUGGAAAACUGGUCGUUUGUAUGUUAAAGACGGCGCUGAUGAGAAGAAAGCAUUACCUGCUUUCAGAAGAAGUGCAUUCACCAUGUACUCAAUAGGCGAUAGAGUGCAGUCCGCAGCAGACGGAAACACAGAAAAGACGGCCUACUGGACAACUUUGCUGCUUUGCCCUACAGGGUUCUUGGAAAUGGGAAGAAAUGCGAAUUGGACGAAGAUACUCAGUUAUGACGAGCUGCAGAACGCCGAAUUGGCUUUCAUAGCUUCUGCACUACGCGAGAUUGCAGCUCGAUGGGCAGACUUAGAAGACUACAUGGCCGGAUUACUGAGUGAAGACUUCAUGGACCCAGAGGAGUACGUCAAACUCCUCUUCGACAAUGACACGUUCUCCCGCUCAAAGUUAUACUUCUGGAUGAUUGGCUGCCUGAACGACUUUAUCAUCAGCAUCGAAGAUAACAUUACACAGUGGCAGCUCCUCCGGAAGGCCCGCAUGAUGAAGGAAACAAGUGCGCAAUUCGAUACGCUCGUCAACGAGGUCGAUUCAACCGCGGAAGUAAUCAAGGAUAUUCAACAGCGCAUGAAAGACAGACUGGACACGGUCCAGGCACUACGAGACGGCCUAUUCAACGCCAGCGCUUUGAUGGAAAGCAGAAUCUCUACCAGGCUCGGCGAGAAUGUCAAGCUUCUCACGUAUGUUAGCAUUUUUUACCUCCCGCUCGGAUUCUGCGCCGCCCUUUGGGCCGUCCCCAAUAUAAUGGAGAGCACAACAAGAACGCCAUUUAUCAUUACUUCUGUUGCAGUUGCUGCCGUUACUUAUCUCAUUGUCUUCAAUAUCGGAAACCUAGCGGGAAUUCUGUGGGGAUUCUACCGUCGUCAAAGAGCCAAUCUAGUGACGAAUAUGAAAGACGACCGGGAAGCUGCUUGGCAAAGGCGUGGCCAUAGACUUGACCAAGUUCUUCUCAACGGCGGCUCUUAUGCACCCUCGGAGUGGUUGGUGCUCCGAUACCAGCUACGACAGAUUCGUGCACUCUUUCAACGAAAGAGAGCCCAUCAGAGCCGGAGCGCAGCAUGA
Messenger RNA from Aspergillus udagawae, 2412 nucleotides. RefSeq lists its product as uncharacterized. The record is from RefSeq and is a predicted model, not a curated record. The coding region runs from base 1 to 2412 and encodes 803 amino acids. Gene Ontology annotation, cellular component: membrane. The transcript has a single exon. Gene Ontology annotation, molecular function: metal ion transmembrane transporter activity. Gene Ontology annotation, biological process: metal ion transport; transmembrane transport. NCBI's taxonomy places the organism in Eukaryota, Fungi, Ascomycota, Eurotiomycetes, Eurotiales, Aspergillaceae.